ACCUUUUUUUGAGAUUUUUUUUUCAAAUCGAGUCAAUCGAGUCGAUAAUAAUAGUAAAAAUGUCAAAGAAAGAAGAAGGCAUGCCGGCGUGGAACGAUACAUGUCAUUCCGGUCGUGAUCGAAAGGGAGCGUCACCCCAAAAAUCAGAUUUGACGGUUAGUGUUGGCUCGAGUACGAGUACGAAGUUCUGUUCAGUACUACGUACGUCAAGAACGAGUAAGAUCAGAAAGAAUCUCUAAACUUGUUUUGAUUGAAAAUGACAGAAAAUCUAGAAGCGUUCAACCAUCAUACCUACGCAGUAUCAAUAAUCAUCGAUCAUCCCUCUUCUCUGAAAGUGCUGUCACUGCAAAAUAUCCAUCAAGCGGAUCGGCAAAGUUGCCAAUGGCAAUAUUUCCCCAAACGUGUCGGGAAGCCAGUUGACCACAGAUUCCGUGAUCCAACGAAACGAAACGAAACGAAACGAAAGGAAACGAAUCAAUCAACGAAUUGAACAGAACAACACGAUAGGCAGAUAGAAAGACAACAUCGAGAAUGUCGUCACCUCCGGUUUUGUUGUCGGAACCCACGAAACCCAGCUAUCGAAAUGAAGGGCGUCGUGAUCCUGCCAUUCGUCACUCUGGUCGAGCUCAUAUUCGCGGCAAAAUAAGACGUGUUUGGCGUCCUCGCUACUUGGAAUUGGUAAGGAUAACAUUCCCUUCAGCACCAAACGUUGGCAAGAAAAAUAGAAUUAUACCCUAAUUGUUGUUUUCGAUUCCUGUUUCGAUUCCUCCGCCUCAUUCUCUCUUGCGCAAAAAGUGCGACUCUGGAUUUAUUCGCUACUACGAACUGCCACCACUUGCAGAUGUCACAAUGCCCGAAGCGGCAGACUGGCAGCACGUAAACAUGGUGAUCAAAGAUACACUGAUCAUUCACCACGCUCGAAUCAUCGAUGUCACUACCCUUCGAGACUUACACGUUGG
Messenger RNA from Pseudo-nitzschia multistriata, 959 nucleotides. NCBI's taxonomy places the organism in Eukaryota, Bacillariophyta, Bacillariophyceae, Bacillariales, Bacillariaceae. The record is from the annotation of a GenBank genome assembly.